Myripristis murdjan (pinecone soldierfish) is the source of this 1576-nucleotide messenger RNA. It is a transcript of the gene acvr2ba, whose product is annotated as activin A receptor type 2Ba. The transcript is spliced from 11 exons. Gene Ontology annotation, biological process: protein phosphorylation; activin receptor signaling pathway; cellular response to growth factor stimulus. The record is from RefSeq and is a predicted model, not a curated record. Gene Ontology annotation, molecular function: activin receptor activity; activin binding; ATP binding. Gene Ontology annotation, cellular component: plasma membrane; activin receptor complex. NCBI's taxonomy places the organism in Eukaryota, Metazoa, Chordata, Actinopteri, Holocentriformes, Holocentridae. The coding region runs from base 17 to 1576 and encodes 519 amino acids.
UCCGACUAGAGGGACUAUGUUGCUCUGCUGGCUGACUCCUGCACUUCUGCUGGGAACUUUGUGUGCAGGGCCGAGCCAUGGCGAGGCGGACACCCGGGAGUGUUUGUACUACAACGUCAACUACGAGCUGGAGAAGACGAACCAGAGCGGCGUGGAGCGCUGCGAGGGCGAGACGGACAAGCGCUCGCACUGCUACGCCUCCUGGAGGAACAACUCGGGCUCCAUCGAGCUCGUCAAGAAGGGCUGCUGGCUGGACGACUUCAACUGCUACGACAGACAGGAGUGUGUGGCGACGGAGGAAAGUCCUCAGGUGUUCUUCUGCUGCUGUGAGGGCAACUUCUGCAACGAGCGCUUCACACACCUGCCUGACGUCACCGGCCCACUGAUCAAAGCCCCCCCUCACAGCGUCAGUGUGUUGAACGUGACUGUUUACUGCCUGCUGCCCGUCACCAUGCUGUCUGUCGUCCUGCUCACCGCCGUCUGGCUCUACCGACACCGCAAGCCGCCGUACGGACACGUGGACCUCGGCGAGGAGCCGGCUCCUCCUCCUGCGUCUCCUCUGCUGGGCCUGCGGCCGCUGCAGCUCCUGGAGGUCAAAGCCAGGGGGCGCUUCGGCUGCGUGUGGAAGGCCCAGAUGAUGAACGAGCUCGUGGCCGUGAAGAUCUUCCCCAUGCAGGUGAGGGACUCGUGGCAGAACGAGCGGGACGUGUUCAUGACGCCGGGCAUGAGGCACGACAACAUCCUGCGCUUCAUCGCCGCCGAGAAGCGAGGGAGCCACCUGGAGGCGGAGCUGUGGCUCAUCACCGAGUUCCACGAGAGGGGCUCUCUCUCAGACUUCCUGAAGGGAAAUGCCAUCAGCUGGUUGGAGUUGUGUCACAUCGCCGAGUCGAUGGCUCGCGGUUUGUCGUACCUGCACGAGGACGUCCCGCGCCACAAGGGGGAGGGAGCCAAGCCGGCCAUCGCACACAGGGAUUUUAAGAGUAAGAACGUCAUGCUGCGUUUGGACCUCACGGCGGUCAUCGGAGAUUUCGGUCUCGCCGUUCGCUUCGAGCCGGGGAUCCCACCUGGAGACACGCACGGCCAGGUGGGGACGAGGCGUUACAUGGCUCCUGAGGUUUUGGAAGGAGCCAUAAACUUCCAGAGAGACGCCUUCCUGCGGAUCGACAUGUACGCGAUGGGCCUGGUGGUGUGGGAGCUGGUGUCCCGCUGCAAGGCCGCCGACGGUCCGGUGGAUGAGUACAUGCUGCCGUUCGAGGAGGAGAUCGGUCAGCACCCGUCUCUGGAGGAGCUGCAGGACGUCGUCGUCCACAAGAAGAUGAGACCGGCCUUCAAAGACUGCUGGCUCAAACACAUCGGUCUGGCUCAGAUGUGUGAGACAGUGGAGGAGUGUUGGGAUCACGACGCUGAGGCCCGUCUGUCUGCCGGCUGCGUCGAGGAGCGAAUCGGACAGAUCCGCCGCCUCGCCGCCGCCGUGGCCCCGCCCACCUCCGACCACCACGCCCUCCUCGUCUCCACCGCCGCGCCCGUUCCCAUGGUGACCAACGUGGACCUGCCGCCCAAAGAGUCCAGUAUAUGA